CACUCAUAUGGAGCGUCCGUGAGCAAGCUAACAAGUUCAGCAUCCACUGGCAGGUGGCAGGUCGAUCGCUUCUUUCAGCCAAUCAGAGGCCGUCUCAGAGUUUGUUGCCUGUUACGCCCAGGUUACGCCCACGAACCCCGCAGAUGAUGCCAAACAUCACCCUUCAGUUCGUGGUCGUUUUUUUAAAAACACCUGAAAUUUGCGUUUAAUCGCUCGUGUCAGCUUGUUUUGGGACCUGGUUGGGACCUCAGAGCCGAUCUGACUGACCGAAAUCAGCUCAAGAGCUGCGCUAAAAGCUGUUGGACCAAAAUUUUGGCGUUGAGGGCAGUGACGGCGUAAUGGAGCCACCUGAGGGGCUCGAGGCCAGCAAUUGCUCGAGGUUUCGCAGUUUAAGGCCGAGAGACGGAGGCUUAAGUCCACCAGGUGAACGCACGCCAUUCGGGUGCGACAAUGCCAAUCGGCAGUGCCACGCCAGCUGCCUUUCCUCAUGGGCGAGCCGUAGGGCGGGCGUCUUCGCCAGAAGAGGCUCUAUGAGCGAUGCCCAAGCAGGCGCCUCUUGUAUCAGCUCAUUCGGGUGCCGCCGCUCAGCUUCAAGAAAGCGUUCAGGCUGUUCAUGUGCGUAGGUCGGCUGCUUGGAAAUGCAAAUUCAGAGGUUGUGCAAGCGUGGAAGGCAAAUACCGGGCAGUAUUCUUCUUUAGGGUUCCCAGGAAACAGGGCCAGGCUGUCAGAUAUUGAUUUCUUGAGCACCACAACGAUCUUCAGCAAAAUAAUUAAAACUGAAGCGCACAGCAUAAAUGUGGCCGCCCCCCGCUGACCGUCACGUCGGGUGUUGGCCACCUCCGCUGCGGCUACCACCGUUUCUGGCCGCCAACCCCCGCGGUUCCCAUGGCCGUCACUGACGCCGGACCCGCGAGAGCUGGCCCUCGCCAAGGCCAACUACCCGCGCGACCUCGUCAUCGACGGCCUCAGCCGAAUGGUCCGAUACUACGGAGACGAGACCUUUAUUCUUUUAAGUUAUGAUGACCCACGCGAAGUGUCCUUCUUCCCGGAAGAGAGGACGAUCGAGUUUGAAAACGACUACAAGGUGACGAUGAUGAUCGGCUCGCCGCCCAAGGACGUGAUGAUCGGCGGCUCGAUGCACCGAAUCAAGCUGGGCGCGCCGACCAGGGAGUUGAACAUCGACGGCGUCGACUACGGCUGCUACUUCGGCGGCGCUCCCAUCCAGAUCAAGCUCAACGGCCGCCCCAUGCGGGUGCAGCUGCACGGGCCGCCGCCCAGGGUCAAAAUCGGCGAGUUCAGACGCACCGACUACUGUGCCGGAAAGAUCACAAUGAGCAUCGACGCCAUGGCGCACGUGCCGGUCUUCCUGGACGCGACGCAUCAGCUGGUGCAAAUCGGCGGAGUGCCGCACGUCAUCCGCUUCGUGGACAGCCUGCGGCGGGUGCUGAUCAACGGACAGCCGUUCGUGUUCGACUACGGCGGGCUGCCGCAGCCGGUGUGGGUGCACGGCCACCGACACUACAUCGGCCUGACGGCGCUGCCGCCGGGUCUCGUGCCGGGCCGCGUCAUCCUCGUCAACAUGGAGGGCGGCCGGCUUCCCAGCCCGCCGCAGACCGCUCAGCCGCCGCAGGAGGAGAGCCACGUGCCCGCCCUGCCCAUGAUCGGCGCCAAGAGCAGCACCAGCGUCGCCAUCAAGAAGGGGCCGCUGGACAAAACUUCCGAGCCAAGGAAGACGCCGCUCACUCGUUCUAUACUCAAUACUAAGCCCCACCUGGACGUGCUGUCCAACCUGAUACCGUCGGCACCGAUUGCGUCGUCGAGCAGCUACAGCUACCAGUCGCACAAGGACAAGGAGGCGGACAAGGAGGCCGCCAUUCCAGCCCUACCUGCCGACCUGGCGGAGCUGAUGGCCAAGCUGACCGAACACGGCUUCAUUCAGAGCGCGAAUGCGGUGGAGGGCAAGAAGAAGGAGGAGGUGGAGAAGAAGGAGCAGUACAAACCAGUCACCUUUGCCCCCGAAAGCCUCAAAACGCGUCAGACCGGUGCAUACGCAGGAUUGUACUGCGGCAUCCAGUGCAGCACGUGUGGCCUGCGAUUCGCACCUAAGCAGACCCUGAAGUACAGCCAGCACCUGGACUGGCACUUCCGGCAGAACCGCCGGGACAAGGACAGCGCCAAGAAGGGUCAGAGCCGAAAGUGGUACUACGAUGUCUCGGAUUGGAUACAGUUCGAGGAGAUCGAAGAUUUGGAGGAGAGAGCUCAAAGCCUGUUCGAGACGCAGGCAGAGGAGGAGAAGGCCGAGGAGGGUGAGGUGGAAGUGCCUUCCGUGGCCGCCACGGAGAACGAGGAGCAUUGCGAAGUCUGCCACGAGCACUUUGAAAACUUCUUCGCGCAGGACAAGGAGGAGUGGCACCUCAGGGAUGCGGUCAGAGUCGAAGGUCUAGUCUACCACCCCCACUGUUACCAAGACCUUCAGAACCGCUUGAAUAACACGGCUGAGAGCACAGACAUGAACGAAUCCAGCAAGGAAGAGGAGGCCGAGGAACCACCCAAGGUGGAAGAGCCGGAAUCUGCUGAAGUCGCGCCCGAGGAGGAGAAAAUGGAGGUGGAACAGGAGAUUGCGAAGGUUGAGGAAGCGGAGGAGGACAAAGGGCAACUAGUGAAGGUCAAAACCGAGCCACACUCGGAAGAUGAAGUUCCUGAACAGACUGCCAAAGCGGAGGCAGAAGUUGAAUCCACGGCGAUGCCGGAGGUGAAGUCCGAGCCGAUGGACUUUGAGGAGGAGGACGUGGCGCCGCCACUGGUGCAGGCGACGGUGGACACGACGACGAGCGAGCUGAAGAGCUCGAUCGACGGCAACGUCGAGUUGAGCGACGCGGCGACGCACGUGGCGCCGCCGGCGGCCAAGAUCAAAAUCACGACUCCGGCGCCAGCGCCGCCGGUGAAGCAGCCCGAGGAGGCGGCGCCGGAGGCCGAGACGCCCGAGGCCGAAGAGGACGAGGCGCCGAUGGCGCUGCCGCGCGACCUCGAGUUCGAACUGAAGCCGCGGCUGCGCGGGCGCAAACUGACUGAAAUGCCGCCGGAGCUGAAAGGGCGCGAGGACUCGGCGCUGUGUUCAAUCAUGUGAUUUUGCCGUCGGAAUUUUCCCGAUUUCGGGACGGCGUCCGUUGUUGCGACGCCGGCCGCCGGUUAAUUUGCUUUUUCGCCGUCGCCGCCGCCGCACAGACCGAAAUAAAGUUGUUGGACAAAAACAUAA
This is a messenger RNA of Cloeon dipterum, 3256 nucleotides long. RefSeq lists its product as uncharacterized. Gene Ontology annotation, cellular component: cytoplasm; mRNA cleavage factor complex. Gene Ontology annotation, biological process: termination of RNA polymerase II transcription. Lineage: Eukaryota; Metazoa; Arthropoda; Insecta; Ephemeroptera; Baetidae. The transcript is spliced from 12 exons. Gene Ontology annotation, molecular function: mRNA binding; RNA polymerase II complex binding. Bases 974 to 3127 code for a protein of 717 amino acids. The record is from RefSeq and is a predicted model, not a curated record.